This is a messenger RNA of Kalmanozyma brasiliensis GHG001, 2556 nucleotides long. RefSeq names its product Phospholipid/glycerol acyltransferase. The coding region runs from base 1 to 2556 and encodes 851 amino acids. The record is from RefSeq and is a predicted model, not a curated record. Gene Ontology annotation, cellular component: mitochondrial membrane. NCBI's taxonomy places the organism in Eukaryota, Fungi, Basidiomycota, Ustilaginomycetes, Ustilaginales. The transcript has a single exon.
AUGGGCUCGCAAUCAAGGCGCGGUGCUGACCAGCAGUCCGCAUCCACGUCCGCAGCCGGCAGCUCGAGCAGCGCUCCCACGGACGAUAGAUCUGACUCUACAGGCUCACGAUCAGGGCCACCAUCAGAAGGACGUCUGCCUUCGGUUCAGCACGAGUCCAAUGUCCUAUCAAAGCAGCUCGGCGACUUAGGUUCCUCCCGCCGUCAAGACCGCAAUCUCGCGGACCAGAAAGGCAUUCUCACGUCGGAAGAGCACAAGCUUGGUGAUCUCAAUGUAGUCGCCGCGUACAAGGCACACUUUCGCGAGUCGCCUUUCGAGUUCCUCCAGCAAUUCGUUGCCUAUGGUCAAGGCACAGGCUGGCGUGGCUAUUCCAACUACAUUGGCGCGCCCAUCCUAUACAAGGGCUGCGCUGAGGAGAGCAUUCGAGCCGUGCUCAACAGCGAUCAAGUGCAGGAACGCAUCCGAGCGCUGGCCUCCAGUCGCGUAGACCAUCUCCUGCCAGAGCAACCGCCGCUCUCCCCAACGGGCCCCAACAAGACGCAAAAGAACCUAGCCGUCUUCAAAGAACGCAAGAAGCGUCAGAUAGAACAGCAGCUCAGAGACGAAGCGCUCGCUAUCCUGCAGGUCAGCGUGGCACGCGUCGACUCGCUCCCUUUCGUCAAGUUCUUUGCCGCCACGGUCAACAACAUUCUCGCGAGAAUGUACCACCAAGGCAUUCACAUCAGCGUGCCGCAGGUGCUCGAGCUCCGACGAGUCGCUGCCUAUGCAGCUGAGCGCAAGCAAAGUAUUCUCUUCCUACCAUGCCACAAGUCACAUAUCGACUACUUGACAGUCUCGUGGCUCAUGUUCCGACUCGGCAUUGGACUGCCCCACAUCAUUGCUGGAGAGAACCUCGACCUGCCGGUGCUGGGUGAUGUGCUCCGCAAGGGCGGCGCGUUCUUCAUUCGCCGAACCUUUUCCGGAGAUCAGUUAUAUCCUGCGGUCAUUAAGGAGUAUGUAGAGACGCUCCUUGCCAGCGGCAAGAACCUCGAAUGCUUCAUCGAAGGCACACGAUCACGCACUGGCAAGCUGCUUCCACCCAAACUCGGAAUUCUCAAGUAUGUCGUCGAGGGUCUUCUCAACGGACGCACCGACGAUGUCUGGAUCUGCCCCGUUAGCCUGCAAUACGACUCGGUCAUCGAAUCAGGCACAUACGUCUCCGAGCUGCUGGGCAAGCCAAAGGAGGCCGAAUCGCUUCUCGGCCUGCUCUCCGACAGCUCGUCUCUGUUGCAACUCAAGAUGGGACGCAUCGACAUCCGCUUCGACACGCCUUGGUCGCUUCAAGGCUUCAUCAAGGAGCAAAAGGACCGAAGAGCUGCACCGGGUCUCAAGGGCGAAAAGGUAGAGCUCGACCCAGUCAACAACGAGGUCCACAAGGUCCUGUUGCUCAAGGCGCUCGGAUACCGCGUUCUUGCCGACAUCAACAAAGUCUCGGUCGUCAUGCCAGCUGCACUGAUUGGCACGGUGGUGCUCACCUUGCGAGGUCGGGGUGUUUCGCGAAGCGAAUUGAUCCGCAGAGUCGACUGGUUGCGCUCUGCCAUCAUCAAGAAGGGCUUCACUGUCGCCGACUUUGGCACGAUGAAGACUGGUGAGGUGGUCGAUCGUGCCCUCAACACUGUCAUGAAGGGCCUCAUCACUGAACAGAAGGACGUCAUGGAGCCGACAUUUGUGCCCGACAAGCACUUCGAGCUCAGCUUCUACCGCAAUCAGGUGAUUCAUAUCUUUGUCUCGGAAUCGCUAGCAGCAGCCGCGCUUUAUACCAAGGUCAAGCAGGGCGGUACGGCGCCGAUGCAAAGGAUGACGCGGAAGGAGCUGUUGAACGAGUGUAUGUUCAUCUCGUCGGUGCUGCGCAACGAGUUUGUCUUUGGCGUCGACACGCUCGAGACCAAUGUGGAUCGCACCAUCGACGGCAUGGUGGCAGAUGGUGUGCUGGACAAGCAUGCCGACAUCAAGCCGGAGGACGGCGGCUCGAUCGAGCUCAGCGCCAAGGAGCGCGAGAACGGACGAGAGAACUACGACUCGUUCCUCUUCCUCAUCUGGCCCUUCAUCGAGGGCUACUGGCUUGCGGCCGUCUCGCUUUUCUCGCUCAUUCCCAAGGGUGCCGAGGCACACGGCUAUCCGACCGACAAGCUGCCCUGGUUCGCAGCCAAGGACUUUGAAAAGCACACGCAGCUGCUGGGCAAGACCCUCUACGCUCAAGGAGAGCUCUCGUACCUCGAGUCAAUCAACGCUGCUACCCUGUCGCAGGCUUUCACGCGCAUGGAAGAGAUGAGCAUGAUCCUGCGCAAAAAGUCGUCGCACCAGAAGCCCAUCCCCAUCAUGGCGCUCAAUCCCAACUUUUGGCCCUCGCAGACGUCCAAUCUGGCGGCGUACAUCGACCGGCUCUCUCAAUUCCGUCGCGAGGGCAAAGAUCGUCGAGAGAAGAGCGUAGGCGCCAAAGUGCGCCAGUACACGACGAUGUAUACCCCCUCGGUCGUGGAGGAGUCCACCAUUAAGCAGCGAGAAGCACAGCUCUAA